This is a messenger RNA of Aspergillus caelatus, 504 nucleotides long. RefSeq lists its product as uncharacterized. The transcript has 3 exons. Bases 1 to 504 code for a protein of 167 amino acids. Lineage: Eukaryota; Fungi; Ascomycota; Eurotiomycetes; Eurotiales; Aspergillaceae. The record is from RefSeq and is a predicted model, not a curated record.
AUGGCUGCUGCACUCUGCCCCAGGUAUCCCGAGAAAUCCUUGGUGAGUAUCUCGACCAGUGUCUGUAUGAUGCAAUCUGAAAUCGACCCGGUAGUUGAUAUCUUUCAAUAUAGAGUUCUCACUAUCAAGAUCCAGGUCGUGGUUAGACAUAUGUGGCUACCCAAACUAGUGGUGGGGGUUUGCUUUGGUUACAGCGCCGGAGCUAAGGCUGGCUUCAAAAAUGAAGAGGCAGAAUCUACAUCUGAAGCGAAAGCUGAAGAUACAAAACACAUGACAAUCACUUACAACUUCCCUCGGGUUGUCCUCCAAUUUGAUGAAGACAGCCUGGAACUCUCCAAUGGAUGCGAGAAAGCUCUUGAGCAGCUUAGAGACAAGGGAUCUCUCCAGGCCUCUGCUAUCACUAGUUCUGCAUCGUCGAACACGAACAAGAACGAGAAUAGCAAUAGUUCAUUGAACGUGGGCUUGACGUGGGAGGCUAAAGGUGGCGACAUGACAUUAUGUUAA